Messenger RNA from Daphnia carinata, 1018 nucleotides. RefSeq lists its product as uncharacterized. Lineage: Eukaryota; Metazoa; Arthropoda; Branchiopoda; Diplostraca; Daphniidae. The transcript has 2 exons. Gene Ontology annotation, biological process: negative regulation of G2/M transition of mitotic cell cycle. The record is from RefSeq and is a predicted model, not a curated record. The coding region runs from base 83 to 904 and encodes 273 amino acids.
GAAUGUCAACAAAUUCUGAAUAGAGGCGGACAAAUUGGUUGAUUUGACAGUACGCUGUUAUAACUCAGAGCACGAAAAUAAAAUGGUGCCUAAAAGAAAAGUGAAAACUGAAGGCAAACCAUCGGACAAAAAGCAAGGACCAGGAGGCACAACAAAAGUGGAAUGCGCCGUACAUUCAACAUCUGAUGAUAAUUCUGGUUUAGAAGAAGCAUUAGAUUCUUCAAAGUACUCCAGCAGGAAACUGAGCAGCAACUGGAAAAAAUACGACGACGAAGUUAAUUUGGUGUCUGAAUCGAGAGGUCUAAAUUUUUCAGAUUUCUCCAAACAAAAGCCAACAACCAGCACAGAUUCAUACUUUAGGUUUUCUAGUGAAAAAAAUUGGGAAGUGCUUGACAAGUUUGAUGAUUAUUUUAAAUUAAAUGUCAAUGAUCUAUGUAGAGAGAUUAUGUGUUUACCUCUCCAUGAGAGGCUGAAAUUAGAACCGUGUUUGUUGACAGCUGAACAAAUAGAAAUGUUUGACAGUGAUGCCAAAAUGUAUGAAAGUCGAAUGAAAGAACCUCUGGCUCCUACUAAAAACAUAACUGGGAAGAUGUUAUCUUUAUUAACAACUGGAAUUGAAUCUAAAGAUGAAGCUAAAUCCUGCAGCACAGGCUGGCAUCAUCCAGAUGAAGAAUUUGCUGACAAGCAGCAGAAGACGUGGGAUAACAACUGUGAAAAUUUUUUUAGUCUCAGUGGUGUUGAAGAAGAAUUAGAUUUAAUAUUAGCAAUGCCAACAAUGGCAUUACCUUCCAAUGCACCUGAUGUUUCAUCCAACACAGAAGAUGUUUCGGAAGAAUCAUCUGUGAUCCACUCUAACCUUGAACUUCAAAACGAUUGGCUUGAUUCACUGUUAGACGAGGACUGAUCCGAUUUGAAACCAUGGCUAUGAAUAGUCUUACGAAAUGUCUUAAAUUUAUUCAUAAAAGAAUUGCAUUUUGCUAACACGAAAACAAAGAAAAUAUACGGGCCAUGGAAGUUA